UCUAUCCCCAGGCACCUGCGGCUCACACAUCGACACCUGCCCAGGGCCUCCCCGUGCCUGUCCCCAGCCCUGCAGCAAAAUCAAAUGGGAGCUGAGCCCCAGGGCUGGAAAUCAAGUCAAAUGUCACCCGCGCUGGGCUGUCUCAGGAUAUCAGACCACGGCGGUCAUUUCCUGCUGGGAAGCAGCCAACAAGCCCACCCCAAGCUCUGCGCCACCGCAGCUCUGCUUUCCCAGAGGCGUGCAAGCUGCCAAGCAGAGAGGAUCACCACACUCCCUGAGCAGCCCCUCCGUGCAGCCUUCGGCUCUGCUGCCGCUACCAGGAUGGCUGAGGUAACCACUGCCCCCACCGAGACACACACUCUCCUGAACGAGUAUGGGGACUACCACAACUGGUCCGAGCUGUUCCACCUCCUGAACUACACCUACACCUUCUGCGAGUUCAGCCUGGAUGAGAAUGUCAAGCGGGUGAUCCUCUUCAUCCUUUACCUGGUCAUCUUCGUGGUGGGCUUGGUGGAGAACCUCCUUGUCAUCUGGGUCAACUGGCAGACACGGGGCAACAAGAGCUUGGUCAACCUCUACAUCAUCAACAUGGCCAUUGCUGACCUCGGAGUGCUGCUCUCACUGCCCAUCUGGAUGCUGGAGGUGAUGCUGGAUUAUACCUGGCUUUGGGGCAGCUUCCUCUGCCGCUUCACACACUACUUCUACUUUGCCAACAUGUACGCCAGCAUCUUCUUCCUCACCUGCCUGAGCGUGGAUCGCUACGUGUCCCUGACCAGCUCCUCUCUCUUCUGGCGUAAGCACCAGCACCGCGCACGCCGCGUCAUCUGCGCCUGCAGUUGGGUCUUGGCAGCAGCAAUCCCAUUCCUGGAGGUCGCUCACAUGCAGCUGGUCAAUACUGGCGAGCCCAUCUGCAUCUUCAUGGCCCCCUUCGAGACCUAUGAUGAGUGGGCACUGGCAGUCAGCUUGGCCACCACCACCAUUGGGUUCCUAAUCCCCUUCCCCAUCAUCACCGUUUUCAACAUCCUGACAGCCAGGUUCAUCAAGCGCACCAAGCCGGAGAGCAGAAAGCACUGUCUGCUCAUCUACGCCUAUAUCGUCAUGUUCCUCAUCAGCUGGCUGCCCUUCCACAUCAUGCUUACGCUGCUCACCCUCGAUGGCAACCACAUCAUCCUCCACUGCACAUUUGCCCACUUCCUCUACUUCUUCUACGACAUCAUAGACUGCUUUACCCUGCUCCACUGUGUGAUUAACCCAAUCCUCUACAACUUCCUGAGCAAAAACUUCCGCAGCAAGCUCAUCUCCGCUGUGGUUAAGUACAUCCCCAAAGACCAAGGCAGCCAGAAGGGUGCAGACAAUUCCUCCUCCACCACACAGCACUCCAUAGUCAUCACAAAGGACAAUAACCCUCCCAAUUAAGGGGAAUCGGACUCUCCCACUCAUCAUUGGCAAGUGGUUGUGGAGGGGGGGCAGCUCCCUGCACUCACUGAGGUCAGUAAGAUUGUUUUUCCUGGUGAUAAGCAGACACUUUGCUUUUAAAAAACACUUCUUGGCUGGCCACCUCCUGUGCUCUGAAGGCAGGGUGCCAAAUGUGAAAUGAGGUGGUGCGGGGAGCUACAGACAUCUUGCCUCUGAUGUGCUGCUGUAUCAGAUCUAUUUAGCUAAAGAAAGAAUAAAAGAAAGAGAUAUUUCCUGUUUUCCAAAAGAAAAGCAGUAAUAAAGUGCAUGACUCUACCCAGAACUCUGAACACAAAUCCAGCCCCUGGGACCCCACCCCUGUACUGCCCCAAGCCACGGGGCUGGGGGCACACAAUCCUUUCCCUUCACAAAUUUUUCUGCAGCCCCCAACUGUCACUUACACACAGGCCCUGGAUAUACUGAGCUGCAGAGGUGUCCGGUGAAUGCUGCCCUUCUGCCUUGAUGCCAUCCAAGCAGGAGAGAGGAAAUUAACUCCUUUGAAACACAAACCUCUCCUCCCCGCGCCUAGCAAAGGGCUCAAAGCCUGAUUUUACAGAAGUGAAGGCAAUGUGACGCCAAGGGGCUGAGCAUGACACAGACCUGAGCUUGAAGGAGGGGAGGAACAAUUUGAGAUCAGCAGCUCGUUGAGAGCAAUUUUGCAAACCCAGCAGUAAAUUAGCGAUGGUUAAAACUGGGUUUGACGGGGCACAGUUGCUUCCAAAUGUGACCGGUGGCAGCAGAGGUGGGGUUCCCAGUUUGUGUUUUGCGGCAUGACCCAUCCCAUUAAACCCAGCCUCCUUUAGAGCGUCUCCUGGCAAGUUUCUAAGGCCACUGGGUGCAUUUCUAAAUGUUGGCAGACUCUGGCAGGCCUUCACACACGCUCCCUUUCAGUCGCACUGAAGCACGCCCCGUGGGAACAUGUACGCAUGCAGAAACCCUCGGAGCUGAAGCACAGGCUGGGCUUUUGACUGUGUAAGAAACUGGAGCAUCCGGAGAAAGUUCAUCGUUGUCCAGAUUCUGCUAAGUCACAUGCUACAGGUCAAGCCCUUGGCAGGGGAAGGUGAAAGAGCGACAGUCACUGGAAGGGAGUCCAUAAAUCUACCAAAGGCCUUGAGCUGCUGAAGAAACACAUAUUAAAAAAGGAAAGCAUAAGCAAAUCUAGGGACAGGAUGCUUGCAGCAGAGAGCAGUGGGUGGGGAGCAGGAUGUCCCGGGCUGUGGCAGAAGCCCACGACCAGGGGUUAACAUGGACGCUCAGUUAUCACGGGACUGGCUGGGAACGGCUCUGCUAUUUACAGGGGUCCUGUGGCAGCAUAAAUCACUAAAUACUUCAGGGCUCCUUGUGCGCAGGGACGUUCCUUCUUACUACCAGGGGAUACCAGAGUUGACAGAAAAAGCCAAAUUCAUCUCUUACACAGAAAGACUUUGUACCGCAGCUGGGGAAGAAGCCAGUCCCCUCAGACACAACAGUACCCUGUUCAGGGAAGCAACUCGUGGCAGUUCCUUUUCCUUAAUUAUGUUACUUACAUGCAGUUUCACAACUUGUGAGUGUAGAGCCACUUAAGACUGCAAGCUCUCAGGGACAGAGGCUGUCCUUUGGGAUCUGCACCAACACAGGACCUCACUGCCUUCGUCCCCGUGACCCUCCUGGGCACAACACGCACAGUGAAGCCAAGCAGCCCCAAAACAAGCCAGCGAACGCGAAGGCAGCUUCACGCUGACACAACCCACAGCUCUGAUCCUCAAUCUUCCCUAAGGCUUCCUUUUGCUAAUACCCUGCCAUUUUCAAUGAAGAAAUGGAAGAUAAGUACACAAUAACAAGACACUUGAUGCGUGAUGUAACCAGGACAACAAUAUAUUCAAUUUCAAGUUACUUAAACAUGUAAAAUUUGAUAUUUGACCUAUUAAACUUUUUUUUU
Messenger RNA from Aquila chrysaetos chrysaetos, 3373 nucleotides. It is a transcript of the gene ACKR5, whose product is annotated as G protein-coupled receptor 182. Gene Ontology annotation, biological process: G protein-coupled receptor signaling pathway. The transcript has 2 exons. Gene Ontology annotation, molecular function: G protein-coupled receptor activity. Bases 85 to 1416 code for a protein of 443 amino acids. NCBI's taxonomy places the organism in Eukaryota, Metazoa, Chordata, Aves, Accipitriformes, Accipitridae. Gene Ontology annotation, cellular component: membrane. The record is from RefSeq and is a predicted model, not a curated record.